Morone saxatilis (striped sea-bass) is the source of this 4996-nucleotide messenger RNA. RefSeq names its product zinc finger MYM-type protein 4-like. The record is from RefSeq and is a predicted model, not a curated record. Lineage: Eukaryota; Metazoa; Chordata; Actinopteri; Moronidae. Gene Ontology annotation, molecular function: zinc ion binding.
UUGACCUCAGAAGUGGGUGGGUGGGUGUUUGGGAGCGCGGCGUCUGCAGCAUAAUUAAAACAUGGCGGACUCGGAGGAAUUUAGACUUAAACGAUUAAAGCAUGAGGAGCGACUGUCCAGAGUGUUUGACGAAGUGAUGGGGCUUGGAGAUUUUGCUGACUCCUCCAGGGGCUCUGCCACGUCUUCCAGGAGCGGUGGUCAAGACGAGACAAAGGAAGCAGACAAAACUUCAGGACCAGGGGAAGACCAGCAGAUAGAAGAAGAGCAUAGCAACGGCAGCAGACAAGAAGAAAAGAUGGAUGAAGGGAUGGGAGAGCCAUCCUUUCCUCGCAUAUCAUCCCCUUCCUCUGACCGACACUCCUCGUUUACCAUGGGAACCAAUGAAGGAGGAGGACGAGGUGGACGAAGUGGAGGGGCAGCAUUUGAUGAUGCAGUGGAUGGCCUGGAAGAUGAUGAAGACUGGCACUUUGCCCUGCCAAUGGGCAGCCUGGAGGGCGUGGGUAAGGGAAACAAAAAACAGCCAGAAGCAGGGAACAGUGUAACUCAAGAGGAUCCUUUUGCUCAUCAGCCCAGAGAGGAAGAGGAGGAACCAGAAAGGGAAGGGAGCAGUGAGUCUGCUAACACCUCCCACUCCUCCCAGGACCACACACCUGACAACAGCCAAGGUUCUGCUGAAAGGCCAAACAGCAUUCCAAAGAAAAGGUUCGACGCAGCUCUUCUGUUCCACAGUUUGUCUGACUGGUCAUCUGCCCCCAGCUAACAAGAACCGAUCCUGUUUCCAGUGCAACAGGGAGAUUCUUCAGCCCAGGGACAUGAUCACAAUUCCAGCAGACGACAGCACCUUCAUGCACUUUUGUGGACAGUUCUGUCUGUCGGUCUUUAGACACAAGAAAAAACAUUCUGACAAGAUUCCUGACAAACGACUGGAGAGGAAGCCUGAGAAGCUGCCUGAGAAACCAGCGGAGCGACAGCCUGAAAAACCCUUUUGCAGUGUCUGCAAAGUCUCUAAUAGAGUGAUUGAGCACGAGGUCACCCAUCAAGGUCGUCUGCACAGACUCUGUAGUGACGCUUGUUUUGUAACAUGGCGCAAGAUACGGCAGUUAGCCAUGAACUGCUGUGAAGGCUGUGGACUUUACUGUAAUAGUAAUUCAGGCUCCUGUCAGACACUCACAAUUGACAGAUCUCAGCUCAACUUCUGUGGUCCUACCUGUAUUGGCACCUUCAAACAGACCUGCAGAAAGAUGAUUGAGUGUGCCUACUGUCACAAGAUGGCAAUAGUGUCAUCCACCAUCAUGGAACGAGACCAAAAGGGCAAAGUUCAGCUUUACUGUUCAUCUGCUUGUGUGGAACAGAGUCGACCCCCCCGUCACAUUCUCACUGGUACCGAAUUCCCCUGCUGCCUGUGCAAGGUGUUAGCUGUUCCUCAGUAUCAUCUGGCCAUGGUGGACGGCACCAUUCGUAACUUCUGCUCCUACGACUGUGUUUCUAUAUACAGGAAGUCUGGGCACACCUCUCAACCAGACCUGAUCAAUGGAACCUCCGCUCUCAGGGACCCCUCCCUCAGAGAUGCCCCCAAACCGGGGCCCUCUGCAGGAGCCAGCUCCGUCCCUCCCAUCCCUCAGGACUACACGUCUUCAGUCCCCUAUCCGGGCCACCAUCACAGUCAUACCUCAGUGCCCCCGUUGGUGCCUCCCUAUCCAGCCAUGUCCUCCCCUUCUGUCCCAGGGCAAACCCAGGCCAGAGCACCUGCUGGUCAGACCCUGAAACCAGCAGACGGCGGGCCCAAUGACCCCUCCAAGCUGACCUGCCAUCAGUGCUUCAAACUAUUCAAUAUCAAGCCGCUGCUAUUUAGUCACCAAGGUCGUAUUUCUAUGUUCUGCAGUAGGACGUGCUGUGAGCAGUAUAAAACCCAAAAGAAUAUCCUGGUGAUGUGUGAGGGUUGUAAACAGGAGAAAGUGCUCUUUGACACCAUCAGCUACAAUCAACAGGACCUGGUCUUCUGCAGUGAAAGUUGUAAGCUACUCUUCAAACAUGACCUGACAUCUCGUAACAAGGAUCAUCCCUGGCGCCCCUGCACCUACUGCUCCGGCAUCAGCCAGAAGAUGCUGCACAGCCACUAUGGAGGCAGGAUGGAGGAGUUCUGUAAACCCCACUGCAUGUCCCAGUACACUGUACUCUACUAUGGGAUGGGGAGAUGCGACAGUUGUCGGAAACAGGGCUACAUGACCGAAAAACUGCAGUGUUUGGGUUCAGUCCGUAAUUUCUGCAACCUGCCCUGCCUGCUGCAGUACUGCUACCUGCAUUUUGAGACGAGCCAACACACCAGCAGUAACGGUACUGGAACGGCCCCACAAACACCAUAUGCUCCAACCCAGCCCCAUCAUUCCUCAAAGAUGAAUCCUGUCAUAGCUGAUGUGGUGUCACUGGCCAAUGGCUCUGCCACUCAGCCCAGUGUGUCGGCAGAUACUGCUCUGACUGGAGCACUUCCGACCUCCAAUGUUGAUGGCAAGAACCUAGAUCAUGCCAGUACUCAGACUGACGCCAUGCGAGUGCCUGUGUCCCGUCGUCGUCAAAUGAAGAACAAGUCAGUUCUGUGUCGGCCCUUCACUAUGGACCAAGAGAGCAUGUGCCAGCUGCCCGCACCUUCCACUGAAUCAGCAGCUCUGUCUCUGCCCUCAGUUAGCUUCUCAGCAGGAGAGGAGAAUGUGAAGGUGUUAAUGGUGCCCAUCCCAGUACCAGUCUUCAUUCCAGUGCCUAUGAACAUGUACUCCCAGCACACACCUGUUCCUAUGGCUAUGCCUGUGCCUGUUCCAGUACCCAUGGUAGUACCACCACAGAACAAAGAGAUGAAAGACGCAGCAGUCCAAUCAGAGCCUUGGACUAUGAAGGAAGAAAAACUGAAAGAUGGGUCUGUUUCCAGUGCAGACCAAAGCAGUUGUUACAGUGUAGACCUGAAGUCAGACGUGGUCACUCCAAUAGUCCGUGAAAAUGAGAAGACUGAAAAACCGGUUCAAGCUGACCUGCCAGUUACUGUAAGUUCAGAGAAGAGCACAGAGUCAGCUGAUCCACAACUUAAUACGCAGUCAGAGGAGAGCGCCAUGACAAGCGACCCACCUACCACCAGCGGCGAGCAUCAACCUCCCUCCUCUCCAAUGAUGGACUUGGAGACUGACUUCCCGUCUGAAUCAUUGGAUCAGAAGCCAUCUGCUCCUCAGCGUGGAGUGAAGAGACCCAGAGAAGAUUUCUCUGGCCGGAAACGGGGUCGAAGGCGAACUGGUACAGUGGACCGCAGUGCAGUGGUGACUCCAGCUGUCUCCAAACUGAACCACCUGUAUGGGGUGAAGGCCUGGAGGACCUGGGUCCAACAACGGAACAAACAACUGAGAGAAUCCAGUCCAGUGGAUAUUAAAGAAGACGUCCUUCAGUGUAACUCUGCUGAGCUGAGCUUAGCUCUGACUCGCUUCAUUAGGGAAGUGAGACGGCCCAAUGGAGAGACCUACAGCCCAGACAGCAUCUUCUACCUCUGUCUGGGGAUACAGCAGUACUUGUUCAUGAAGGGCCGCAUAGAGAACAUCUUUACUGACGAGCUGUACAGUCAGUUUGCUGCUGAGAUCACCAGGAUGCUGCGACUCUGGAGACCUAAACUACUACCCAGUGGUGGUGUUGUUUCCUCCCGUGUUGUGGAGUCCUUUCUGUGGGAGUGUAAACAGCUGGGCGCCUACUCUCCAAUAGUGUUGCUCAACACGCUGCUCUUCUUCUGCACCAAGAACUUCCGCUUCACCACGCUGGCGCAGCACCAAAGCCUCUCCUUUACCAACUUCAGCCGAUGCUCCAAACCCUGCAGCCGAGGCGGCAAAGCCCACUACCUCCGAUACCAGAGAAGUAGCACUGCUACGCCACGCCGAGAGGACACAGAGCGGUUGAGAAAAAGGCAGGCAGAGGAAGAGGGAAACCUGGAGAUGCUUGAAAAUGUCACCAACCCUCUGCACUGCCCUGUCAGACUCUACGAGUUCUACCUCUCUAGAUGCCCAGAGUCGGUGAAGAUGAGAACCGACAUGUUUUACCUCCAGCCUGAACAGAAUGUGCACACACACAGUUCCCACUGGUACACUUCUCAACCAUUAGAGGGCACCACUCUACAAAGCAUGCUCACACGCAUCUUGGCCGUCAGAGAGGUUCACCAGGAGCAGUUAGCAGCCCAGCGUCAGUCCUCAGCCACUGCAGAUGAUGACAGUUUACAGUGAUAUGGAGCUCUGCUCAUUCACAUCCUGCUUAUGAUCUUCACUGCAACAGAAACCUUCUCUGAUGCCAAACACUUGACAGUGAAGUAAAGCUGUACCUACGGCCAUCAGUCAGACUGAGGCUGACAGGUCUUUGAAACAGGGAUACAGAACAAAGAGACACAGUGAAAGUGUUAAAGUGUGAGAUAAUUACACUGUAUUUUGUUACCCGAGUUACCAUCUCCUCGCCACAUAAAUGCAUAAUGAGUUUACAAACAUCAGAUACUCAGAAAUAUGAAAAAGGGAGUGUUGCAGAGUACAUUGUUAACACAGUCUUCUAUUCUCGCCAUUGUCACACCAGAGUGAUACAUAUCACAUAUGUGGCAGGUUUAUAUACUACCAGUAACAGCUCGUGCCAAGCCUGUCAGAUGUACCUUUAUUUCUGCAAUAUUAGACCGGUGUGAGCAGCAGAUUGUUUACAUCCAUCAGGCACAGUCAGAUCCGUUCAUUAAGGGGUUUAAAUGUGCUGCUUUAUUGUCGUUUCCCCCCUCUGCAUCAGCACAUUGUAAUACGGAGAGUAUUUACUUGUACAGAGUUUUAAAGGCUGAUACUGGUAUGUGAGUGUUGAAACUGCCUCUUGCGCUUUUCAAUUUCACCAAAACCCUAAAAGAAUGACCAGGUUUGAGCAGGUUUUGUAAUUUGACGGUGUGGCACAUUCAUGCAUUGCUGCACCAAAUGUUUCUCAGUUCCCACAGGCAUACAGUAAUGGUAAAUGG